AAGAAUACAAACUGAUUCGAUUUGUCGGAAGAAGAAAAAAAAAAGCGAUUGUAAUAAUCGUCAUUCUUUUGUCUGUUAGUACGAAAUCGAAGAAUUGGAUGAAGCAAAGAGAGUGUUAUCCAAAAACAUGACAAUCUCUGAAGAAAUCCAGAGAGCGACAUGCGCCUCUCCUUCCGGUGAUCACCGCUUCGAGAAGCUUCGCGGCGUCCGAUGGCGAAUCAACCUCGGAAUCUUACCAUCUUCUCCUUCCUCCUCCAUCGACGAGCUUCGCAGAGUCACCGCCGAUUCCAGAAGAAGAUAUGCUGCUUUGAGAAGGAGACUGUUGAUUGAUCCACAUUUGCCUAAGAAAGGAAUCAAUUCUCCAGAUCUAACCAUUGAUAAUCCUUUAUCACAGAAUCCUGAUAGUACUUGGGGGAGGUUCUUCCGUAAUGCAGAGCUUGAGAAAACAUUAGAUCAAGAUCUUUCACGGUUGUAUCCAGAGCAUGGGAGUUACUUUCAAUCCUCUGGAUGUCAAGGGAUGUUAAGAAGGAUACUUCUCCUUUGGUGUUUGAAGCAUCCAGAGAUUGGUUAUAGACAAGGGAUGCAUGAACUGUUGGCUCCUUUGCUUUAUGUACUUCAAGUGGAUGUGCAAUAUCUAACGGAAGUUAGAUCAAACUACGAAGACCAGUUUACUGAUUUGUUUGAUGAGUUAGCCUUUCAAGAACGUGAUUCCGCAGCUUACGAUUUCGAUAUUAAGAAAGUUUUAGAUGAUUCCAUGGAAGAAGAAGAGGAAGAUGAAAAUGGUCAUGCUUCUGGAACCACCAAGAAGAAAAAACCAAAGCGUUUCGAUGAACUCGACACGGAGACACAGACUGCUGUUCUGCUGAGUGAUGCUUACGGAGCAGAAGGUGAGUUAGGUAUCGUCCUCUCAGACAAAUUCAUGGAACAUGACGCAUACUCGAUGUUUGAUGCUCUCAUGUACGGUGGAACUUCUCUCGGUUCUGUCUCCGUGGCGAACUUCUUUGUGUAUUCAGCUCCAAGUGAUUCAGUCACUGGACUGCCUCCAGUGAUAGAAGCUUCUUCAGCAUUGUAUUACUUACUCUCUCUAGUUGACGCUUCUCUCCACAGCCAUCUAGUUGAGCUCGGCGUUGAGCCACAGUACUUUGCGCUACGUUGGCUACGUGUUUUGUUCGGGAGAGAGUUUCCUCUAAGCAAUCUCUUAACCGUGUGGGAUGAGAUAUUCUCUGCAGACAACUCCGAGGUAGAGAGAGUCUCUUCUGUUGAGGAUGAUGAUUUAGGGUUUGAGUUCAGGAUCCUAAGCUCUCCACGUGGAGCUUUGGUUGCAGGAAUGGCGGUUUCAAUGAUACUUUAUUUGAGAUCAUCUUUGUUAGCUACUGAGAACGCAACGUCUUCUCUCAAGAGGUUACUCAACUUUCCGGAGGAUAUUGAUUUGAGCAAAGUCAUUGAGAAGGCUAAGUCAUUGCAGAGUUUAGCGUUGGAGAUCAAUGCUCGUCGUGAUUUGCUUCCAAAAGGGUUUAGGAAACCUAUGAGAGGUCACAGCUUAUCUGUUGAUUCUAUCUCACUUGGUGGUUCUAGUUCUCCUGUUGGGAGAGUUCCUGAGAGCUACUGGGAAGAGCAGUGGAGAGUUAUGAACAGUGCUGAGGAAGAAGAAGCACGGAGAAGAAAAGCAACACAGAGACCGAACAAGAAGAGUUGGUCGGAGAGAGUGAAGCUUAAGCUUACGAGGACUGAGUCUGAUCCAUCACCUGCUGAAGUAAAUAGAAGCGGGAACAAGCAGCCUAUUAGACGUAGUUUACUUGAUGACUUGUCGAAGCAGCUUGGAGACAAAGAUUCAGUCUCUCCGACCAACACAGAUACAGAUAUUGAACGGUUAUCUACAGUUUCUGAUUCACCAAGCGCAGAUUGUGAGGACCAUGUGGAGUUGCCACUUGCUGUUCCUGAGAACGAGUCUAAGGGGAAGUCAGUGGUGAAUAUCUUCAAAGAUAGGAAUAUUCUUUCGGGUAAUUUCCAGAGGUUAUGGAGGUUAGGUAAAGGCUUGUCUGGGGAGGAGAGUUCGGAGACGAAAGAAGCUAAACCGGUAGAGCCUGAAGUUAAACCAAUAGAGCCUGAAGUUGAACCAGUAGAACCUGAAGCUAAACCGAUAGAUCAUGAAGAAGAAGAAGGAGAAAAGACCAAUUCGGAAUCAACUGUAGGUGAUGGAGAUAUGUUAAAGAAUACAGGACGGUCCAUGCUUGAACAUAUUAAGGUGAUAGAGUCUGUGUUGGAGCAAAGUUCACCGGAGAAUAUGGCUGACAACCAUAGACUAACGGUUGAAGAAGCUCUCAGAGAACUUCGUAGACUUGGUAAUAUGUUGUUGUCGGAUAUGUAAAGUUUAUGACUACUUGCCUACGUAAUUCAAUCUGAAAAUUCAUUUUAACUAUCUGUAUGUGUGAGAUUGUGUUUGUGUGUGCGUGUGUGAGAGAGAGAGAGAGAGGGGCCGUGUAAGUGUAUUUGUAAAUACGAGAAUUUUUGAAGAGGGUUUUGUCCUUUUUUUUCUUUAGCAGUGAUAGAAUUAGAGAUGCUAGGUUUCUUCUAGCACAAGAAACCUGAGUCUCUGUGGACUUUUUUUUAGCCCUAACGGUUUUUCAACGGUUUGUAAUGACAAAAGCAGAAUGC
Molecule: messenger RNA, 2655 nt
Organism: Eruca vesicaria subsp. sativa (arugula)
Lineage: Eukaryota; Viridiplantae; Streptophyta; Magnoliopsida; Brassicales; Brassicaceae
Source: the annotation of a GenBank genome assembly